AAGUGUUCAUGAGAUCAGUUGUUUUGUUGUACUCAUUUAUGUUAGACGUGUUUAUGAGACAUAUAUAGAUAUAUUUAUGGGAAAAUCUGAUGAAAACGAAAUACCCGUAAAGAUUGUGUUGCUAGGCUAUACCUUUGCUGGGAAAACUUGCCUUGUGGCCAGAUUUACUCAUAACAGAUUUUACAAUGCAGAAGCUACAAUUGGUGCAGCAUUUGUCUCAAAAAAGAUACAAGCUCUUGGAAAGAGGGUAACGCUAAAUAUAUGGGACACAGCCGGUAGUGAAAGAUAUCAGUCCAUGACUAAGAUGUACUACAGAGGUGCCCGUGCCGCCAUUUUAUGUUACGAUCUGACUGAUAAAUCCAGUUUUGAUAAAAUUAGAUACUGGGUUGGCGAGUUACAAGAGAAUGAGCAGUAUUGCCGAAUGUAUAUAUGUGGAACAAAGAAAGAUUUGAUUGACAAUGAUUCAAAGACGCGGGCGGUAUCUGUCAAUGAGGCACAAGUUAUAGCACAAGACUUACAAACGGAUUGUUUUGAAACCUCGAGUUUAACAGGAGAGAAUGUAGAUGCUGUAUUUCAACGUAUAGGAGAGGAUUAUAUAAGAAACAUGCAUAACUAUCCAGAAAACCAGCCCAAAACACAAGAUAACGGCCAGGAUUCAUUUCAUGUACAUCAGAAAGAGAAUACACCGCCCUCUUCGUCAUGUAUGUCGUGUUUUAAAAGGUGAAAGUAGAGGAUGGAACUUUAAAUGUUUUAUUUAUGGAAA
Molecule: messenger RNA, 763 nt
Organism: Saccostrea cuccullata (small rock oyster)
Lineage: Eukaryota; Metazoa; Mollusca; Bivalvia; Ostreida; Ostreidae
Product: ras-related protein Rab-24-like
Exons: 8
Coding region: 77-724 (215 amino acids)
Cellular component (GO): Golgi apparatus; endosome
Molecular function (GO): GTP binding; GTPase activity
Source: RefSeq, a predicted model, not a curated record